Messenger RNA from Hippopotamus amphibius kiboko, 4575 nucleotides. It is a transcript of the gene DCC, whose product is annotated as DCC netrin 1 receptor. Bases 1 to 4575 code for a protein of 1524 amino acids. The record is from RefSeq and is a predicted model, not a curated record. Gene Ontology annotation, biological process: cell-cell adhesion. NCBI's taxonomy places the organism in Eukaryota, Metazoa, Chordata, Mammalia, Artiodactyla, Hippopotamidae. The transcript is spliced from 30 exons. Gene Ontology annotation, molecular function: protein binding. Gene Ontology annotation, cellular component: membrane.
AUGCCUCUGCUACCCUUCAUGCAUCUUAAUAUGAAGCUUUGGGGCACUUGGUUCCCAGGUGGUGAAAUUAUCCCGGGCAUUGUGUCCACAGCUGUGUCUCUGGCAGCCUCUCUUAGGACCCCCUUAAGGAAUUCUGCUAUGCAAAGUGUGGCUGUAAGAAAAAAAAAGGAGGGCCUGAAUAAAGCACAGCGUUUCUCUCGAAACCCGGUAGAAAGGGCACUAGACUGGCGAUCUGAAAACACAGAUGUUGGUCUGACGUUUACCUUACUGGUGGUGCUCAGAUCACUCAGCAGAGGGUCCUAUUUAGACGUGGCCAGGCCUGUAAAAGGUUUCCAGAUUAAGUCUUUCACAUCACUGCACUUCUUGUCAGAACCUUCUGAUGCUGUCACGAUGCGGGGAGGAAAUGUCCUCCUGAACUGCUCUGCAGAGUCUGACCGAGGAGUCCCAGUUAUCAAGUGGAAGAAAGAUGGCAUCCACCUCGCCUUGGGAAUGGAUGAAAGGAAGCAGCAACUUGCAAAUGGAUCUCUGUUGAUACAAAACAUCCUUCACUCGAGGCACCAUAAGCCAGAUGAGGGACUUUACCAAUGUGAGGCAUCUUUAGGAGAUUCUGGGUCAAUCAUUAGUCGGACAGCAAAAGUUGCAGUGGCAGGACCACUGAGGUUCCUCUCCCAGACAGAAUCUGUCACUGCCUUCAUGGGCGACACAGUGCUACUCAAGUGUGAAGUCAUUGGGGAGCCCACACCAACAAUACACUGGCAGAAAAACCAACAAGACUUGACUCCCAUCCCAGGUGAUUCCCGCAUAGUGGUCUUGCCCUCUGGAGCCUUGCAGAUCAGUAGACUUCAACCAGGGGACGUUGGAAUCUAUCGAUGCUUAGCCCGGAAUCCAGCCAGCUCAAGAAUGGGGAAUGAAGCAGAAGUCAGAAUCUUAUCAGACCCAGGACUGCAUAGACAACUGUACUUUCUGCAAAGACCAUCAAAUGUAGUAGCCAUUGAAGGAAAAGAUGCCAUCCUGGAGUGUUGUGUUUCUGGCUAUCCUCCCCCAAGUUUUACCUGGCUACGAGGAGAGGAAGUCAUCCAACUCAGGUCCAAAAAGUAUUCUUUAUUGGGUGGAAGCAACUUGCUUAUCUCCAAUGUGACAGAUGAUGACAGUGGAACUUACACAUGUGUUGUCACAUAUAAAAAUGAGAAUAUCAGUGCCUCUGCAGAGCUCACAGUCUUGGUUCCACCAUGGUUUUUAAAUCACCCGUCCAACCUCUAUGCCUAUGAAAGCAUGGACAUUGAGUUUGAGUGUGCAGUCUCUGGGAAGCCUGUGCCCACUGUGAAUUGGAUGAAGAAUGGAGAUGUGGUCAUUCCUAGUGAUUAUUUUCAGAUAGUGGGAGGAAGCAACCUACGAAUCCUUGGGGUGGUGAAGUCAGAUGAAGGCUUUUAUCAGUGUGUGGCUGAAAAUGAGGCUGGAAAUGCCCAGUCCAGUGCACAGCUCAUUGUCCCUAAGCCUGCUAUCCCGAGCUCCAGCAUCCUCCCUUCUGCUCCCAGAGACGUGGUUCCUGUCUUGGUUUCCAGUCGAUUUGUCCGUCUCAGCUGGCGCCCACCUGCAGAAGCCAAAGGGAACAUUCAAACAUUCACAGUCUUUUACUCCAGAGAAGGUGACAACAGGGAACGAGCAGUGAAUACAUCCCAGCCUGGGUCCCUUCAGUUUACUGUGGGAAACCUGAAGCCGGAAGCCAUGUAUACCUUCCGAGUCGUGGCCUACAAUGAAUGGGGGCCAGGGGAAAGCUCUCAGCCCAUCAAGGUGGCCACUCAGCCUGAGUUGCAAGUUCCAGGGCCAGUAGAAAACCUGCAAGCUGUAUCUACCUCACCUACCUCAAUUCUUAUUACCUGGGAACCCCCUGCCUAUGCAAAUGGUCCAGUGCAAGGUUACAGAUUAUUCUGCACUGAAGUGUCCACGGGGAAGGAACAGAAUAUAGAGGUUGAUGGACUAUCUUAUAAACUGGAAGGCCUGAAAAAAUUCACGGAAUAUAGUCUUCGAUUCCUAGCUUAUAAUCGCUAUGGGCCAGGAGUAUCUACUGAUGAUAUAACAGUGGUUACGCUUUCUGAUGUGCCAAGUGCCCCACCUCAGAACGUCUCCCUGGAAGUAGUUAAUUCGAGGAGUAUCAAAGUAAGCUGGCUGCCUCCUCCAUCAGGAACACAAAAUGGAUUUAUUACUGGCUAUAAAAUUCGACACAGAAAGACGACCCGCAGGGGUGAGAUGGAAACACUGGAGCCAAACAACCUCUGGUACCUGUUCACAGGACUGGAGAAAGGAAGUCAGUACAGUUUUCAAGUAUCAGCCAUGACAGUCAAUGGUACUGGGCCACCUUCCAACUGGUACACAGCAGAGACUCCAGAGAAUGAUCUCGAUGAGUCUCAAGUCCCUGACCAGCCAAGCUCUCUUCAUGUGAGGCCCCAGACCAACUGCAUCAUCAUGAGUUGGACUCCUCCCUUGAACCCAAACAUUGUGGUGCGAGGUUACAUCAUCGGUUAUGGCGUUGGGAGCCCUUAUGCCGAAACAGUACGUGUGGACAGUAAACAGCGAUAUUAUUCCAUUGAGAGGUUAGAGUCAAGUUCCCAUUAUGUAAUCUCCCUAAAAGCUUUCAACAAUGCAGGAGAAGGAGUUCCUCUUUACGAAAGUGCUACCACCAGAUCUAUAACAGAUCCCACUGACCCAGUUGAUUAUUAUCCUUUGCUUGAUGAUUUCCCCACCUCGGUCCCAGAUGUCUCCACCCCCAUGCUCCCACCAGUAGGUGUACAGGCUGUGGCUCUUACUCACGAUGCUGUGAGGGUCAGCUGGGCAGACAACUCUGUCCCUAAGAACCAAAAAACGUCUGAAGUGCGACUUUACACUGUCCGGUGGAGGACCAGCUUUUCUGCGAAUGCGAAAUACAAGUCAGAAGACACAACAUCUCUGAGUUACACAGCAACAGGCCUCAAACCAAACACAAUGUAUGAGUUCUCGGUCAUGGUAACAAAAAACAGAAGGUCCAGCACGUGGAGCAUGACUGCACAUGCCACCACAUAUGAAGCAGCCCCGACCUCUGCUCCCAAGGAUCUGACAGUCAUUACUCGGGAAGGGAAGCCUCGCACUGUCAUUGUGAGCUGGCAGCCUCCCUUGGAAGCCAAUGGGAAAAUUACCGCUUACAUCUUGUUUUAUACGUUGGACAAGAACAUUCCAAUUGAUGACUGGAUUAUGGAAACAAUCAGUGGUGAUCGGCUUACACAUCAAAUCAUGGAUCUCAACCUUGACACUAUGUAUUACUUUCGAAUUCAAGCACGGAAUGUUAAAGGAGUGGGGCCCCUCUCUGAUCCCAUCCUCUUCAGGACUCUGAAAGUGGAACACCCUGACAAAAUGGCUAAUGACCAAGGUCGCCAUGGAGAUGGAGGUUAUUGGCCAGUUGAUACUAAUUUGAUUGAUAGAAGCACUCUCAACGAGCCACCCAUUGGCCAGAUGCACCCCCCACACGGCAGCGUCACUCCUCAGAAGAACAGCAACCUGCUCAUGAUUAUUGUGGUCACCGUUGGCGUCAUCACGGUGCUGGUGGUGGUGAUCGUGGCCGUGAUUUGUACCCGGCGUUCUUCAGCUCAGCAGAGAAAGAAACGGGCCACCCACAGUGUUGGCAAAAGGAAGGGCAGUCAGAAGGACCUCCGGCCUCCUGAUCUUUGGAUCCAUCAUGAAGAAAUGGAGAUGAAAAAUAUCGAGAAGCCAUCAGGCACUGACCCUACAGGAAGGGACUCCCCCAUCCAGAGUUGCCAAGACCUCACGCCAGUCAGUCACAGCCAGUCAGAAACCCAACUGGGGAGCAAAAGCACUUCUCAUUCAGGUCAAGACACAGAAGAAGCAGGGAGCUCCAUGUCGACCCUGGAGAGGUCACUGGCUGCACGCCGAGCCACCCGGGCCAAGCUCAUGAUUCCUGUGGAUGCCCAGUCCAACAAUCCUGCUGUCGUGAGUGCCAUCCCUGUGCCAACCCUAGAAAGUGCCCAGUACCCAGGAAUCCUUCCAUCGCCCACAUGUGGAUACCCCCACCCACAGUUCACCCUCCGGCCUGUGCCAUUCCCUACACUGUCAGUGGACCGAGGUUUCACAGCAGGAAAAACAGUGAGCGAAGGACCAACGACUCAACAGCCACCCAUGUUGCCCCCAACUCAGCCUGAGCAUCCCAGCAGUGAGGAGGCACCCAGCAGAACCAUCCCCACAGCCUGUGUUCGACCAACUCAUCCACUCCGCAGCUUCGCUAACCCUUUGCUACCUCCACCAAUGAGUGCAAUAGAACCGAAAGUCCCCUAUACACCGCUUUUGUCUCAGUCAGGGCCUACUCUUCCCAAGACUCAUGUCAAAACAGCCUCUCUUGGGUUGGCCGGAAAGGCAAGAUCUCCUUUGCUUCCUGUAUCUGUGCCAACAGCACCUGAAGUGUCUGAGGAGAGCCACAAACCAACAGAGGAUCCAGCCAAUGUAUACGAACAGGAUGACUUGAGUGAACAAAUGGCAAGUUUGGAAGGGCUAAUGAAGCAGCUUAAUGCUAUCACAGGCUCGGCCUUUUAA